Messenger RNA from Adineta ricciae, 660 nucleotides. Lineage: Eukaryota; Metazoa; Rotifera; Eurotatoria; Adinetida; Adinetidae. The record is from the annotation of a GenBank genome assembly.
AUGCACACAUUUUCCACAUUACCCGUCGAACUUGUUUAUCGAAUUAUGGAUCAUCAAAAUGUGGAGACGCUAUUUUUUUCAAUGCAAAAUAUUUCCCGGCGGCUCAAUCAGAUCCUGAGCACCUAUGAGCGAUAUCGAGCACUCACCACACUAUAUCUCAUCUAUCACGGAAACGGUGCUGAAGAAGCAAAACACAUUGCCGAUGCGUUGCGAACAAACACGACACUCACCACACUAAACCUCCACGGUGACGAAAUCGGUGCUCAAGGAGCACAACACAUUGCGGAUGCAUUGCGAACAAACACGACACUCACCACACUAGAUCUCACCCUCAACAGAAUCGAUGCUGACGGAGCACAACACAUUGCGGACGCGUUGCGAAUAAACACGACACUCACCACACUAAACUUCUGCGACAACAGAAUCGGUGAUGAAGGAGCACAACACAUUGCGGAUGCGUUGCGAACGAACACGACACUCACCACACUAAACCUCUACGGUAACAGAAUCGGUGAUGAAGGAGCACAACACAUUGCGGAUGCGUUGCGAACGAACACGACACUCACCACACUAGAUCUCCGCGGUAAUGAGAUCGGCGAUGAAGGAGCACAACACAUUGCGGACGCGUUGCGUAGGAAUGCAAGCGUCAAGAUGGUGUAG